Cylicocyclus nassatus is the source of this 1579-nucleotide messenger RNA. Lineage: Eukaryota; Metazoa; Nematoda; Chromadorea; Rhabditida; Strongylidae. The record is from the annotation of a GenBank genome assembly.
AUGAAUUCAGGAUGCCCGACGUCUUCUAUCAUUGACGCUGCAGCAUUGAGCAGACAGCUCUACGACAUGAAAAAAUUUCUUGGUGGCCAUACUGAUGUGGAUCUUUGGUUUCCGUUUUACAAGUACGCUUCACCAUUUGGGCAAUUCAAGGUUUCAACCACAUGCGAUUUGGAAUGCUAUGACUUUGACUCAUUCCUUACAAAACCAUGCAGGUGGCGCAAUGAAAAAAACACUUGCGACGUGAACGGGGAUGAAAUUGACUUUAUUCGUAUGAAGGGAUCUUGGGGUGAAUCGGAAGGAGACACCAUUUUCGGGAAAUCGGAUCGCGCAGAUGGAUAUUUCUUGAUAGCAGGAGUUCAACAAAAGUUACCGCCAAUGUAUUCGGCAAUGCUGGUGAGCGAUCCUAUACAGUGCCAGGAAGGUGAUGGUGUCGUGAAGAUGAGAUUUUGGGCAUCCCCCAACGUAAAAUUGAGAGUCUGUACAAGAGCACCAUCCAUGGGCAGACGCUAUAUUUGGUGCAGUGAGCCACUGAAAAGAAACAAUACAAGGCUUGCGAAAGUUACAAUACCGGGAACUAUAUGGUACACUUUCGAGAUUGUGGUAGAAGCAUACAACUUCACGUUAGACGCUUUCGGCAAACAAGGCGGAGCUGCGAUCAUCGAUGACAUCACCUAUAAUUCUAGCGCAAUUUACGAAUGCAGAAUGAUUCCUCACUACGAUCCACCCCCAAAACUUCCGAAACAAACCUGCGCAGCUAUCAAAUGCGAUUUUGAGAGUGGUGCUUGCCUUCGCAACAUGGAAUCAAGUGGAUGGAGGACUGCAGAUGAGGCUUUGGGACCGCGCUCCAGCGGCAUUCGAUCCAAGUUAGUUGGCGCAUACGCCUACGCUGUAGGACCAGGAACUUCUACGCUGAGUUUGGGACCGUUCGAGCUAACUCGAACAUUUGCAAUCGACUUUUGCUACUACGCCGCCAGUUAUCGCAGUAAACUAGUGGUCUACAUCACCAGAAGUGCUCAAAACGACAGGACAAGGAUCUAUAGUAGUGGCGAUGUACGUGGCGAUGGACACCACUGGAUUUGCGAGAAAGUCUACCUUCAUACUGGAACCUAUGAAUCCAUUGAAUUCUCCGCAGAAGGAUUAAGAAACGAGUACUCUUACGUUGGCCUGGAUCAGAUCGAUAUUUACGACCCAAAACUAGGAAAAUCGGCUUGUGAGAAGAGAACCAAGAAAAACGAAGAGUCCAUAGUGCCUUUGCUGUCUGAUAGAACAUAGCGGAACCGUCAGUCGACCUAAAGUACCAAUAUAUACGUGCGCCUUCCGGUUUUUUAGAAGCCUUUAGACCGUACAUAAUUCUUUUCCGCUUUUGGGCGCUAUACUCUCCAAACAACUGAAACAGAGCAAAAACUAUCUGUUCACAAUCCUCCUUCACUGAAUAAUUUAUCUUUGCAUAACACUGGGAAAGACGAGCUCCUGCUGUCAGACCAGAGAAGCACAGGGAAACAUUGGCAAUAUUUGUAAGGACAAUAGCUUAUCAUAAAACAUGCUGAUUAUAAAGUAUAAUCGAAAUUUUCAUCCGUCU